This is a messenger RNA of Oryza brachyantha (malo sina), 1305 nucleotides long. RefSeq names its product E3 ubiquitin-protein ligase RNF5-like. NCBI's taxonomy places the organism in Eukaryota, Viridiplantae, Streptophyta, Magnoliopsida, Poales, Poaceae. The record is from RefSeq and is a predicted model, not a curated record. Gene Ontology annotation, molecular function: ubiquitin-like protein conjugating enzyme binding; ubiquitin protein ligase activity. Gene Ontology annotation, cellular component: endoplasmic reticulum. The coding region runs from base 282 to 953 and encodes 223 amino acids. Gene Ontology annotation, biological process: ubiquitin-dependent protein catabolic process. The transcript is spliced from 2 exons.
GUUUCUUCACUCCGGAUUUUAUGGACGAGGGUUCCCCGAACGAAUCGACCACCGGUUUGGACUGCUUGUAGUUGUAGUGAGUGGCUCUCCGUGGCUAGCGUGUUGUUUCGCGCGAUGUGCGUCGUCUGAUGGGAUUGAUUUCUGCCCGCGUAGAAAAGGAUUCCGGGGAGUCGGGGUAGCUGAUUGAUGGUAGGCAGAGCAUUUUGUCGGUUGGAUCGUGGAUUCGUGGCUUGAGUUGGUUCCCUCCCGCGUUCUGCAGAUCGGACUUGCUCUGGGGGGUCAUGGAGGCGGACCGCGUCGGGGAGUCGUCGGCGACCGUCGAUGGCGGCGGCGGCGGCGGCAGCAAGGAUUCGGGUAGCUUCGAGUGCAACAUCUGCCUGGAGCUGGCCCAGGACCCCGUCGUCACCCUCUGCGGCCACCUCUUCUGCUGGCCGUGCCUCUACGAGUGGCUCCAUGUCCACGCGCACUCCCAUGAGUGCCCCGUCUGCAAGGCCGUCCUCGAGGAGGAGAAGCUUGUCCCUCUCUAUGGCCGUGGCAAGGCCUCCACCGAUCCUCGAUCCAGGUCGGUGGCCGGCGUCCAAAUCCCCAGCAGGCCGGCCGGGCAGCGGCCGGCGACUGCUCCGCAGCCUGAUCACCACAACCAUUUCCCCCACCACAACCCGUGGAUCAUGGGCGGCGGCGCCCCUGUGGCCGGCGGUCGCUGGGGGAACUACACUUUCUCGGCGGCCAUUGGGGGCCUUUUCCCUCUGUUGAGCUUCCAGGUGCAUGGGUUCCCGCAGGCGGCGGCGUAUGGACAUGCUGCAGGGUUCCCUUAUGGGUAUGGCCAUUCUUUCCAUGGCUGGCAUGGGCAUGGUUUUCCUCCGCAGGCACCACAGGGCCAGCAUGUUGAUGUGUUCUUGAAGGCCCAUCAUGUUCUCAGCUCAAAAAUUGAUGAAGGCCUCCUGGAUGGCUAGGAGUCGUUGGUGAGUUCCCCCAAGGAUGUGGUGAGACGCUGGAAGUAUGUUUAUUCUCACCUCCACUAGUGGAGAGGUAAUUGGGUGAAAACGGGGAGGAGAGGUAAUUAAGUGAAAACCGAGCUAGUUAUUAGAAGAUUGCUUAGAGCAGAUACAAUGGCAGACUAUAAACUAUGUAUAAACAUUUUAAGAAAAUAAGAGAGAGGAGGGAAGAACAGCGAGCUAUAGAUUUUUAGCGAGCUAUAGAUUUUUAGCUAGCUGCAGCACAGACUCUAAAAUUUUAGAAUGUGUGUAUGACAUGUAAGACCAAUAUAUUAUAUGCAUUAAUAGUAUUUAUAUACUUGUUGUUGUA